Molecule: messenger RNA, 3696 nt
Organism: Echinops telfairi (small Madagascar hedgehog)
Lineage: Eukaryota; Metazoa; Chordata; Mammalia; Afrosoricida; Tenrecidae
Gene: ITGA5
Product: integrin subunit alpha 5
Exons: 27
Coding region: 1-2694 (897 amino acids)
Biological process (GO): cell-matrix adhesion; integrin-mediated signaling pathway; cell-cell adhesion
Cellular component (GO): integrin complex; external side of plasma membrane
Molecular function (GO): integrin binding
Source: RefSeq, a predicted model, not a curated record
AUGGCGGGGGUCAGCGUGCUGGUGGGCGCGCCCAAGGCCAACACUAGCCAACCUGGAGUGCUGCAGGGGGGAGCUGUCUACCUCUGCCCCUGGGGCACCAGCGCCUCACUGCAGUGCACCCCCAUUGAGUUUGACAGCAAAGGCUCUCGGAUCCUGGAGGCGUCCGUGUCCCGCCCAGAGGGAAAGGAGCCGGUGGAAUACAAGUCCUUGCAAUGGUUUGGGGCGACCAUUCGAGCGCACGGCUCUUCCAUCUUGGCCUGUGCUCCACUCUACAGCUGGCGCACGGAGAAGGACCCCCUGAGGGACCCCGUGGGCACCUGCUACCUCUCCACAGACAACUUCACCCGCAUUCUGGAGUACGCGCCGUGCCGCUCGGAUUUCAGCUUGGCAGCAGGGCAGGACUUCGUUGCUGGCGUGCCCAAAGGGAACCUCACCUAUGGCUAUGUCACCAUCCUUAAUGGCUCCAACAUUCGAUCCCUCUACAACUUCUCAGGGGAACAGAUGGCCUCCUACUUUGGCUACUCGGUGGCUGCCACAGACAUCAAUGGGGAUGGGCUGGAUGACCUGCUGGUGGGGGCACCCUUGCUUAUGGAGAGGACAGCCGACGGGAGGGCCCAAGAGGUGGGCCGGGUUUACAUCUACCUUCAGCACCCCACUGGCAUGGAGCCCACGCCCACCCUCACCCUCACUGGCCACGAUGAGUUUGGUCGAUUUGGCAGCUCCCUGACCCCGCUCGGGGACCUGGACCAGGAUGGUUACAAUGAUGUGGCCAUUGGCGUUCCCUUUGGUGGUGAGACCCAGCAAGGUGUGGUGCUUAUAUUCCCUGGGGGACCAGGGGGCCUGGGCUCUAAGCCCUCCCAGGUUCUGCUGCCCCUGUGGGCAGCUGGCCACACCCCGGACUUCUUUGGCUCAGCUCUGAGAGGAGGCCGGGACCUGGAUGGCAACGGAUACCCUGAUCUGAUAGUGGGGGCCUUUGGUGUGGACAAGGCCGUGGUGUACAGGGGCCGCCCCAUUGUGUCUGCCAGUGCCUCCCUCACCAUCUUCCCCACCACAUUCAACCCAGAAGAACACAGCUGCCGUCUGGAGGGAAACCCUGUGUCCUGCAUCAACCUCAGCUUCUGCCUCAAUGCUUCUGGAAAACACGUCCCGGACUCCAUUGGCUUUGCGGUGGAGCUCCAGUUGGACUGGCAGAAGCAGAAGGGGGGAGUGCGCCGGGCGCUGUUCCUGGCCUCCCAACAGGCAACGCUGACGCAGACCCUGCUCAUCCAGAACGGGGCUCGGGAGGAGUGCCGAGAGAUGAAGAUCUACCUCAGGAAUGAGUCAGAAUUCCGAGAUAAACUUUCUCCGAUUCACAUCGCCCUCACCUUCUCCCUGGACCCCCAAGCCCCGGUGGACCACCAUGGCCUGCAGCCGGUCCUGCAUUACCAGAGCAAGAGCCGGAUAGUGGACAAGGCUCAGAUCUUACUGGACUGUGGAGAGGACAAUAUCUGUGUGCCCGACCUACAGCUGGAAGUGUUUGGGGAGCAGAACCGCGUCUACCUGGGGGACAAGAACGCCCUCAACCUGACUUUCCACGCCCAGAACGUGGGAGAGGGCGGCGCCUACGAAGCGGAGCUGCGGGUCACCGCCCCUCCAGAGGCAGAGUACUCAGGACUCGUCAGACACCCCGGGAACUUCUCCAGCCUGAGCUGUGACUACUCCGCGGUGAACCAGAGUCGUCUGCUGGUGUGUGACCUGGGGAACCCCAUGAAGGCCGGAGCCAGUCUGUGGAGUGGCCUACGGUUUACCGUCCCUCAUCUCCGAGACACAAAGAAAACCAUCCAGUUUGACUUUCAGAUCCUCAGCAAGAAUCUCAACAACUCCCAAAGCGACUUGGUCUCCUUCCAGCUCUCGGUGGAAGCUCAGGCCCAGGUCUCCCUUAACGGUGUCUCCAAGCCAGAGGCUGUGCUGUUCCCCAUGAGCGACUGGCAUCCCAAAGACCCGCCUCAGGAGGAGGGAGAUGUGGGCCCUGCUGUCCACCACGUCUAUGAGCUCAUCAACCGGGGCCCCAGCUCCAUCAGCCACGGGACACUGGAGCUCAACUGCCCCCAGGCCCUGGAAGGUCAGCAGCUGCUCUACGUGACCAGGGUGACAGGACUGAGCAACUGCACGGCCAGCCACCCCCUCAACCCACAGGGCCUGGAGUUGCAUCCUGAAGGCUCCCAGCACCACCAGCUGCAGAAGCGGGAGGCUCCGGGCCGGAGCUCCGCCUCCUCCGGGCCUCAGGUCCUGAAAUGUCCAGAGACCGAGUGUUUCCGGCUGCGCUGUGAGUUGGGGCCACUGCACCGGCAAGAGAGCCGAAGCCUGCAAUUCCACUUCCGAGUCUGGGCCAAGACCUUCCUGCAGCGGCAACACCAGCCGUUCAGCUUGCAGUGCCAAGCUGUGUAUAAAGCUCGGAAGAUGCCCUACCGAAUCCUGCCUCAGGAGCUGCCCAGUAAGGAACUUCAGGUGGCCACGGCUGUGCAGUGGACCAAGGCAGAGGGCAACCACGGCGCCCCACUGUGGAUCAUUAUCCUAGCCAUCCUCAUCGGCCUCUUGCUCCUAGCUCUGCUCAUCUACGUCCUCUACAAGCUUGGAUUCUUCAAACGCUCCCUCCCCUACGGCACCGCCAUGGAAAAAGCUCAGCUCAAGCCUCCAGCCACCUCUGAUGCCUGAUCCCAGACUCCCCAAAUCUGAAGGCCCAGGCCUCUCCCACCCACCAGUCUGCUGACAGGGAGGUGUCUGGGCACUUCCUGAAGGUGCUGAGGGCCAGGGAGAUGCUCCUCUCCCCAGCCCAGGGACAUACUUGAAGGGCCAAGCAAGGUGGGUGAGGAGCUGGGCCCACCCACCCCCAUGCACUGUGAAGGACCCUCGUUUACACACAGCCCUCCUCAUUAACCAGGGCACUCAGACCCAUGGACAGGGGCCUCCGCCUCCCUGCCACCUUUGCAUUUUGGAGCAAGAGUUCUCUGAAAGCCACUGGGAACCACAGCGCCGGGAAUCUCGUCUCAGUGUGCAGGGCUUGACAUGCCACCAGGACCUCCUGUCCGGCCCCAACCUGCAAAGAGCUUCCCUGGGCCUUGCCAGAGACUCCGCUAGGAAUCUGGAACCUGGGAGUAAGACCUGGAGCCCCGGAGAGUCCUCGUCCUGGUGGGCCAACAAGGAACACUAACCAGGGAUGGUGCCCCAGGACCAGCUCAGGGCAGAUCCCAAGCAAGGAUUGGCACGGCCCCAAACCCAGCUCUAUCAGAAGCAGAACUCGGGUGAGGCCUGUGGCCCGUGCUGCUCCGGGACCCGGGCUGAGACCAUCAAUAGCCUAACCAGGCAGACCCAGGACCACAUUUGGGCCUGCGCAAGACGGCCUGGAGACCUGGUCCACCCCUGACUCAGGAGAAGUCAGGAAACGCCCAGGACCCUGAAGAGGCCAUGAUGGCCACAGCUAUGGAACCUCGGCCUGGCCAGAUGCAGACCCUUCUAGGGCCCCUGGAGAGAGGGGGGGCCAUGGUCCUGGGCUCACAGGAUCUGGGCUCUGCCCACCAGCUGCACUGACGCUACCCCUCCCCUCCCCUCCCUCUCCCCUCCCUGCCCAGCCUCCCCCUCACCUUGGCUCCAGGAUACCGGGGACUUAUUUAAACUCUGUUGCAAGUGCAAUAAACCCGGCCUGGGGGUCCCCACUGA